UCGAAGCAGUUCGACUUCUUAAUGAUAUUAUCAUGGAAGAGAAGAUUGAUAAAGAAAUGGUUUUCGACGAAGAAGCCGUGGAGUCUUCAUCGCUGAAAGGACAACCUGAAAGCAGGCGGAGAUUAUCUUGGUACUAUGCUCCCUCCUUUCUGCUCCUCUGGUUGGCUCUUUUCUUUGCCAUUGUGAUCCCGCUGUUCAACAGACUUCCAGAGAGGAUAACCAUCGCAGAGGAACCAGUGAAGUUGGGAGAAUUUGUGGCGGAACGGGCAGAAAGACAGCUGAUUGACUUUGAACGUAUUGGACCCAAAGUUGUGGGCAGCCAGGCGAAUGAGGUGGAAACGGUUGCCUUUCUUUUAGACGAAGUGGAAAAGAUUAGAAAGGAAUUACGCAACGAUCUUUAUGAGCUCGAAGUUGACGUCCAGUUACCGACUGGUGGCUUUUUGCUUGGCUCUAUGCUAAACAUGUACCAAGGUGUUCAAAAUGUUAUAGUCAAACUUAGUGCAAGGAAUUCCCAGAGGGAUUCUUACCUGCUGAUCAACAGCCAUUUCGACUCAAAGCCAGGCAGUCCAGGAUCUGGGGAUGAUGGCACCAUGGUUGUGGUAAUGUUGGAAGUCUUACGUCAAAUGGCAACAUCAGAAACCCCAUUUGAAAAUGGUAUAAUAUUUCUGUUCAACGGAGCCGAGGAAAACGCCCUUCAGGGUGCGCAUGGCUUUAUUACGCAACACAAAUGGGCACCGAAUUGCAAAGCUCUUAUAAACCUGGAGUCGGGUGGCAGUGGAGGACGCGAUCUUCUAUUUCAGAGUAGUCCCAAUACUCCUUGGCUGAUGAAGUACUAUAGACAAUAUGCGAAACACCCUUUUGCUACUACAUUAGCCGAGGAAACCUGGCAGGCUGGAAUUAUACCCUCUGAUACGGACUUUCGAAUUUUUCGCGAUUAUGGAAAUGUGCCUGGAUUGGACAUUGCCCAGGCUAAUAAUGGAUAUGUGUACCACACAGCCUUCGACACCUUUAAAGUGAUUCCAGGACGAUCUAUACAGAAUACUGGUAACAAUAUUCUUGCCCUUGCGAGGGCAUAUGCAAAUGCCAGUGAAUUAUAUAAGACAGAGGAAACUGAUAAUAGUCAUGCAGUGUUUUUUGACUUCCUCGGUCUGUUCUUUGUUUACUACACGGAAAGCACUGGAAUUAUUCUGAACUGUUGCAUUGGAGUCUUCAGUCUGAUUUUGGUCGGUUGUUCCCUGUGGAGAAUGUCGCGUCAGUCGAAGGAGGUCACUCUUUCUCAGAUUUUGAUUUGGUUCCUGAUUAUCUUGGGAUUGCACGUGCUAGGAGCUCUACUGUGCAUUUGUCUGCCUCUUCUGAUGGCUGUUCUUUUCGAUGCUGGAGAUCGUUCGCUAACUUACUUUACUAGCAAUUGGUUGGUCUUUGGUCUCUACGUAUUUCCCGCAAUCAUCGGAUUAGUACUUCCAUUGACUCUAUACUUUACUUUGAAGCCCAAUGAUAAACUGAGCCAUGCUUACCUCAUCCAGAUGAGUUUACAUGCCCACUUUUUAUUUUUGGCCCUGCUAAUUUUUAUUUUAACUGCUGUUGGUAUUAGAUCUCAGUAUCUCUGCCUCAUUUCGUUGAUCUUCUAUGGAGGUGCUCUUCUGAUAAACCUACUGAGCACAUUGCAUGAUCGCGGCUACUAUUGGUCCGUGAUUGUGAUAUUACUUCAGAUCCUACCAUUCUGCUACUUUUGCUAUCUGUUUUAUAUGGUGCUCGUAGUAUUCUUUCCGAUAACGGGAAGAAAUGGAAUUGGUUCGAAUCCGGAUCUAAUAAUAGCGUUGUUGUGUGGUUGUUGCACCUAUUUUGCCCUGGGAUUUGUUGCCCAAUUUAUAAACGUCUUCCGCUGGCCAAAGCUCAUUCUUCUCGGACUGGGAGUUGUAACAUUUAUUUUCUGCAUGAUCGCUGUUUCAGAGGUGGGCUUUCCCUAUCGUCCCGAAACCAAUGUGAUGCGAGUUACUUUUAUGCAAACUAAUCGCAUCUUCUACGACUACGAUGGCACGGUGAGUCACAGUGAUUCUGGAUACUAUUUCAUAUAUCAGGAUAGACGCGGCUUAACUCCGCUGGAGGACUCCGGUGUUAAUCUGACAGGAUUGAUCUCCAUGGAGCCGGACUGCGAUAAGUAUGUGAUGUGCGGAGCUCCCUGUUUCUACUUUUGUGGCGGGCGGAGGAAUGCUGGUUGGUUGCCUCGCGAUGUUGCUAAUCCCGGGGAGAUAACCUUGGAUUUAUUGGAAAAGACGAUCUUGGAUACAGGCGAUACCAUUCGAUUUGAAUUCAAACUUGCUGGCCCUCCCCACAUGAAUAUAUUCAUUCAACCAGUGGGAGUAGCUGAGGUUACGGACUGGUCCUUUGAGAACAAAAUAUUGGAUGACCCGGAUACAUACAAACCACCCUAUUUUAUCUUCUUUUCAUAUGGAAAGGACGACAGUCCUUUGAAGUUCUAUGUCGAAUUAACGAAAUCUGACGGGGACUUUAGUGUUCCUAUAAUGGAACUCGGAGUCGUUGGACACUUUGUCAGUUACGAUUAUAAAAGGGAUGAAGGAACCGAGCAAUUUUUGGCGGAUUUACCCAACUAUGUUCAUGCAAUGGAAUGGCCGUCGAUUUUUAAGGGAUACAUAUUUUAG
Molecule: messenger RNA, 2660 nt
Organism: Drosophila takahashii
Lineage: Eukaryota; Metazoa; Arthropoda; Insecta; Diptera; Drosophilidae
Product: endoplasmic reticulum metallopeptidase 1-like
Biological process (GO): proteolysis
Molecular function (GO): metalloexopeptidase activity
Source: RefSeq, a predicted model, not a curated record